Podarcis muralis (Common wall lizard) is the source of this 1231-nucleotide messenger RNA. The record is from RefSeq and is a predicted model, not a curated record. Lineage: Eukaryota; Metazoa; Chordata; Lepidosauria; Squamata; Lacertidae.
UAAACACACACUUGUUACGUUUCUGUGUCUCCCUAGGGGCUGAUUUUCAGAUUCAAGUUCUUGAUGCUAAUCACAUUAGCUUGUGCAGCCAUGACCAUAAUAUUUUUCAUUGUCAGUCAGGUGACUGAAGGCAGCUGGAAAUGGGGCGACUACACCGUCCAAGUGAACAGUGCCUUUUUCACAGGGAUCUACGGGAUGUGGAAUCUUUAUGUCUUUGCUCUGAUGUUCUUGUAUGCUCCCUCACACAAAAACUACGUCGAAGAGCAAUCAAACGGAGACCUGGGAGUAAACAGCGGAGAAGAGCUUCAGCUCACUACCACCAUAACCCACGUGGACGGACCGACAGAGGUUUACAAACUGGCUCGCAAGGAAGCCCAAGAGUAACCACUAAAGCAGGACUCAUCAGGCACAAACUGUGGGUGACACAUGGAAAGGGUGAUGAUCUGGGUCUAAAAUCACCCCCAAAGUGCCUGGCACUGACGGGGCAUUUUCACGGAACGGUGGCAACCUGGUGGAAAUGCUGCUUUGAUAGUAGUGUAUCUUUCUUUUGACUUUUCCCCCCCACGACACUCUUUAGUUUGUCUUGGGUGUUAACUGCAGAAGGUGGGGUGGGGGGUGAUUGAGAGUGAGAAUUGAUGUAUGGAAAGGAGAGGUGCCCGUUUCCAUGUAGGACCUUUGGUUUAAUACCUUACUCAUUACCUACACACCUGCUGCUCCUUCUGACAUAGGGACAUUAUUGGGAAACAAAGUUGGAAUACUUUGUGCGUCCCCAAGUUAAGGUUUUUUUAUUCCACACUCCCAAAACCUACGUUUAGAACCAUUUUUUGUUCUUUAUUUAUAUCACACGUAAUGGUUAAUAUUUACAUGCUUUAAUAAGCACAUUCAUGACUUCUUUUCUAGUCUAGUAUAAAACUACUUUUUGUAAAGUUUUGGUACAAAUAAGGUCAUUUCAGCUUUAAGUCGGGCUAUUUGUGUGCAAGUGUGGGUGUGCGUGCGUGCGUGCUGUGAAUACUAACAAGUUUAUCUGGUGUAGAUAUCUUUUUAUAUGCCCCAAGAAUCCCUGUUUACUUGUAUGAUACAUAACCCACGGAGGUGUAAGGGCUGUUCGUGUGCACUGUUUAAUUCUUUUGUUCUGUUUCUAUUUCUUUUCUUUUUUAAAUAAUGUAACUUGGGGAAUACUGUAGACCUUUUUUUUCUUUUAUACUAUGAAUAAAAUAUACAAAUAAUUAUG